AUGACUGGAAGCCACUCUGACAAGCGUGAUGAACCUACGAGGGAUGAUCUUAGAUAUCUGGACACACGCCCUUAUUUAGAUCGUACCGUCGUGCCUGUCCUCAUGGAGGGAUUGGCUGCCAUUGCCAAAGAGAGACCGCCAAAUCCUAUCGAGGCUCUCGGCCAUUACCUUCUCCAACGUGCCCAUACCAGCGAAAACUGA
This is a messenger RNA of Rodentolepis nana, 201 nucleotides long. Lineage: Eukaryota; Metazoa; Platyhelminthes; Cestoda; Cyclophyllidea; Hymenolepididae. The record is from the annotation of a GenBank genome assembly.